UGGGGCUCGAGCCAGGCUCUCACGCACGCUGGGAAGGCACUGUUCAAGAGAUACACUCUCAGAUCCUCGGAAAGCAGUUUCUGAAAUCAAAAGUGAUUGUAGAGUACGUUCGAAUUUCUAUAGAGGCUUAGUUUGGAGCAAUGCCGUAAGCCUCCAGAGCCCUAGAUGUCGCUGUGACUAUACGGUAGGCGUGAGCCUGAAUCUCUGUGGUUAUAAAGUUGGGGGGGCGGAGAAACCAAGAGCAGCUGGGGAAUGAUGGCUGAUGAAGAGGAAGAAGCUAAGCACAUCUUGCAGAAAUUGCAGGAACUGGUGGAUCAGCUCUACUCAUUUCGAGACUGCUAUUUUGAGACACACAGUGUUGAGGAUGCUGGGCGGAAGCAGCAGGAUGUGCGUGAGGAGAUGGAGAAGACCCUGCAGCAGAUGGAGGCAGCAUCUGGCUCUAUCCAGGGCAAGGCACAGACUCUCAUGCUAACAGGGAAGGCACUGAAUGUGACUCCUGAGUACAGCUCUAAGGCUGAGGAGCUUCUGUCGAAGGCUGUGAAGCUGGAACCUGAGCUGGUGGAAGCUUGGAACCAGCUGGGUGAGGUCUACUGGAAGAAAGGGGAUGUUGCAGCUGCCCACACCUGCUUCUCAGGAGCCCUCACCCAUUGCAAGAACAAAGUGUCCCUACAAAAUCUGUCAAUGGUGCUUCGCCAGCUGCGGACUGACAGUGGAGAUGAACAUUCUCACCAUGUCAUGGACAGCGUCCGACAAGCUAAGUUAGCUGUGCAGAUGGAUAUCCUGGAUGGCCGCUCCUGGUAUAUCCUGGGGAAUGCAUACCUUUCUCUUUACUUCAAUACUGGCCAGAACCCUAAGAUCUCCCAGCAAGCCCUCAGUGCCUAUGCCCGAGCAGAGAAGGUGGACAGGAAAGCAUCCAGCAAUCCUGACCUUCAUCUGAAUAGGGCAACGCUACAUAAAUAUGAAGAGAGUUAUGGGGAGGCCCUGGAGGGCUUCUCUCGGGCUGCAGCACUGGACCCUGCCUGGCCAGAGCCCCAGCAGCGAGAGCAACAACUCCUGGAAUUCCUCAGUAAACUAACCAGUCUCCUGGAAAGCAAGGGAAAGAUGAAGGCCAAAAAACUGCAGAGCAUGCUGGGAAGCUUGCGUCCAGCCCAUCUCGGCCCUUGUGGUGAUGGACACUAUCAGUCAGCCUCGGGGCAGAAGGUAACCCUGGAGCUCAAGCCCCUGAGUGCCUUGCAGCCUGGUGUGAACAGUGGAGCUGUGGUCCUGGGAAAGGUGGUGUUUAGCCUAACUACAGAGGAGAAAGUCCCCUUUACAUUUGGCUUGGUAGAUUCAGACGGGCCUUGUUAUGCAGUGAUGGUGUAUAAUAUAGUGCAGAGCUGGGGAGUUCUCAUUGGGGACUCGGUCGCCAUCCCUGAGCCCAACCUUCGGCUUCACCAAAUUCAGCACAAGGGAAAGGACUAUUCCUUUUCCAGUGUUCGUGUGGAGACGCCCCUCCUGCUAGUGGUGAAUGGAAAGCCUCAGGGCUCCGGCAGUCAGGCUGCUGCCACGGUGGCAUCACGACCACAGUGUGAAUGACCUUUCCUUUUCCUGGCUUGCGUGCUACAGAGGUAGUGGUGGCGAGGAGAUAAGCGUGAGGCACUGGGCCACUGGGUCGGCCACACCCAGCGACUCCACUGGGUUUGGCAGGGGUGUAUUUUAAAUGGAGACUUUGCCAUCAUUCCUUGCUCUGGAAGAUCCUUUGUGUCUCUAACUCUUCCCUCUCAUGGUCCAGAUCCCUCCAGGGCCACACACUUCCCUGGUGUAUCUGCUGCCUCUUUGACUGCUGUCUCUUUGAAGCAGAGUGUAGCACUGGUGGAAAUAUUUGGAUCUUGCCAUGGGCAAAAAUCCCCAGGAUUCCUGCUCUUGCCUCCUUCCUGAGUCUAAUGUGUAUAUAUCAGUUCAGUAUUUAUUGCUAAGGAAAGGGGCUUAACUUUUUAAUGGCUUGAUUUUGGAGCAAUUUUUAUUUUUAUUUUAAA
Fukomys damarensis (Damara mole-rat) is the source of this 2015-nucleotide messenger RNA. RefSeq names its product tetratricopeptide repeat domain 5 (gene Ttc5). Bases 253 to 1575 code for a protein of 440 amino acids. Lineage: Eukaryota; Metazoa; Chordata; Mammalia; Rodentia; Bathyergidae. Gene Ontology annotation, molecular function: protein binding. The record is from RefSeq and is a predicted model, not a curated record. The transcript is spliced from 10 exons.